Molecule: messenger RNA, 1224 nt
Organism: Capsaspora owczarzaki ATCC 30864
Lineage: Eukaryota; Filasterea; Ministeriida; Capsasporidae
Product: pantothenate synthetase
Exons: 2
Coding region: 25-1149 (374 amino acids)
Biological process (GO): pantothenate biosynthetic process
Molecular function (GO): pantoate-beta-alanine ligase activity
Source: RefSeq, a predicted model, not a curated record
GGCCUUCAGUCAUUCCCCAUCUCAAUGCAUUUCCUGCAAUCGGUGACUGCUGCCGCGCUGCGCUUCCCCGCGCGCCCCGUUGGCGUGUCUGCAAUGCUGUACCGUCGAAUGGGCUCCACCGCGGCCUCAACCGCUGCGUCGAUCGAACCGUACUCGCCCGGUCGCUUGGCCAAGCAAGUCGCAGCGCGCCAUCCGACCAAGCACACGCUGUUUGUGGCCAAGACGGUUGCCGAGAUGCGCCAGGCACGGCACGAGCUGCGCCAGGUCCAGUUCCAGCAGCAGCAGCAGGAGGGCGGAUCAAGCCCACCCGCCACCAGCCACACGACCGAGGUCGGGUUUGUCCCGACAAUGGGAUGUCUGCACCAAGGGCACCUGUCGCUGAUGCGGCAGGCCAAGAAGGACUCGCGCGCGGUCGUCGCGUCCAUCUUUGUCAAUCCGUCCCAAUUUGCCGCGAACGAGGACUUUGACAAGUAUCCGCGGCAGGACAAGGACGACCUGGCAAUGUGCGCAAAAGAAGGCGUUGACCUCGUCUUCCUGCCGGAAGUGGCGGAAAUGUACCACGGCAGCACGGGCACCGAUGCGUUCGGCAAGGUUGGCACGUUCGUCGAGGUUCGCGGCAAGUCCCAGCUGCUCGAAGGCUCGGUGCGGCCGCACUUCUUCCUGGGUGUCGCCACGGUUGUGAGCAAGCUCUUCAACAUUGUUCAGCCAACAACGGCCUUCUUCGGGCAAAAGGACGUCCAGCAGUGCGUGAUUCUCCGUCAGAUGGUCCACGACCUCUUCAUGCCGCUGAACAUUCGCGUCUGCCCGACCGUUCGUGAGAAGGAUGGUCUGGCCAUGAGCAGUCGCAACGUGUAUCUGUCCCCCGAAGAACGCGCCAUUGCGCCAAUCAUGUACCGGGGCAUGCAAGCCGCCCUCAACGAGCACUAUUUGAAACGUGGCGAGCGCAGCGCCGCUGCUCUCCGCGAGGUCGUCCGCCAGGUGAUUGCAACCGAGCCGAGUGUCACCAUUCAGUACAUUUCCAUUGCCGAUGGCAACUCUCUGCAGGAGGUGGACACGAUUGACGACAAGAACGGCGCCAUCCUUUCCGGCGCCAUCAAGGUUGGCAAGACCCGUCUGAUUGACAACAUUUUGCUGGACUUUAAGAUGUAAUUACAGCUAUCAUUUUUUUCUGUUCUUUGGUUUCCAUCGUUUGUUCAAAAAAGCAAAUGCGACCGUUCGUUUGUU